Molecule: messenger RNA, 3435 nt
Organism: Aptenodytes forsteri (emperor penguin)
Lineage: Eukaryota; Metazoa; Chordata; Aves; Sphenisciformes; Spheniscidae
Gene: RAI1
Product: retinoic acid induced 1
Exons: 7
Coding region: 1-3435 (1144 amino acids)
Biological process (GO): regulation of transcription by RNA polymerase II; circadian regulation of gene expression
Cellular component (GO): nucleus
Source: RefSeq, a predicted model, not a curated record
AUGCAGUCCUUUCGAGAAAGGUGUGGUUUCCAUGGCAACCAGCAGAGCUACCAGCCGACUUCACAAGAUACAUCACGCCUGGAGAAUUACAGGCAUCAAAGUCAGGCAGGGCCGAACUGCGAGCGGCAGAGGCUGGUGGCGAAGGAGUACUACAGUCAGCAGCAACUGCCGUACUCGUGCUCUGAGAACAGGGCGCCGCCGCAGCCCCCGCAGCCGCCGCAGACCUUGCAGGGGCGGCAUCACGCCCCGGAGACCCUCCACUACCAAAACCUGGCCAAGUACCAACAUUACAACCAGCCGGGCCAGACCUACUGCCAGGGCGACGCACCGCCCGUCCGGACGCCGGAGCAGUACUACCAGACCUUCAGCCCCAGCGCCAGCCACUCGCCGGCUCGCUCCGUCGGCAGGUCUCCGUCCUACAGCUCCACUCCCUCCCCGCUGAUGCCCAACCUGGAGAACUUCCAGUACAGCCAGCAGCCGCUGAGCGCCGGCCCCUUCCCGACCGGCAUCGCCGACCACAGCCAUUUCAUGCCGCUGCUGAACCCUUCUCCCACCGAUGGGACGAGCCCCGACGCUCAAUCCGGGAACUGCAAAAACUUGCAGAAGGAGAAGCUGCCUGAAAACCUGCUGUCGGACCUGAGCCUGCAGAGCCUGACGGCGCUCACCUCCCAGGUGGAGAACAUCUCCAAUACCGUCCAGCAGCUGCUGCUCUCCAAAGCAGCCGUGCCCCAGAAAAAGGGCAUCAAGACCCCGGCGAGGACCCCUGAGCAGCUCAAGGGGCAGCACUGCAGCCCCGAGAGCAGCACCUACUCGGCGGAGCAGGUGGGGACCCCCCUGUCCGACCCACUCAGCACGCCCCAGUCUUCUGUCCACGCCGAGACGCAGGAUGCCGACUAUCUCAGUGGGUCGGAGGACCAGCUGGAGAGGAGUUUCCUGUACUGCAACCAGAACCGCAGCCCUGCCCGCGUCAACAGCAACUCCAAGGCGAAGCCCGAGUCGGUUUCCACCUGCUCCGUGACCUCCCCGGACGACAUGUCCACCAAAUCGGACGACUCCUUCCAGAGCAUCCAUGCCAGCCUGCCCCUGGAGACCUUCACCAAGUACGUGACCAACGAACGGGACUGUCCCCGACUGCUCCUCAGCGCCCUGUCCCAGGAGGAGCUGGCUUCCGAGAUAAUUGUCCUGCAGGACGCCAUCAGCGAGAAGGCGGACAAAGCCUGGGCCAACUCGCCCAUGCUGAGCAAGGAGGCCACCAAGUCCCCCUUCCAGCUGGAGAACCACCGGCCCUGCCUGGACUCCAUGGUGAAGGGCGCCUGGCCCAGCCAGGGUGACUCCAGCACGCUCACCGAGCCCCUCAAGCUGGACAAGGCUUCGGGGGCCAGCGCGGGGAAGGACUUUGGCGAAGAGGUGUACGAGGGUCCCCAGGUGGAGUUCACGGCCGCCGAGACCAAGGACGCGCUGAAGGAUACGGCCCCGCUGGCAUUCAAUUCCAAGCCCAGCAUCCCAGCAGCGACGUCGAGCGCGGGGGCCGCCGGCUACAGCUGCUACUCGAACACCACCGCCAACUCGGUGGGGUCUGAGAACGCCAUGGAGCACUUCGAGUGGCCGGAGGAGAGCCUGGGCGAUGCGUGCCUGCGGUGGAAGGAGCUGGGCUCGGGCCUGCAAGCCACCGACCUCCCCAAGGGCUUGUUCCCCAGCAAAUUGGUGGGCUCCUGCAAGGAGAAAAAAAAUGCCUGUGGCUUGGAUCUGUGCGACGGCGAGCAGCCGGCCAAGAGCGAGCCGGGCCGGGACUUUGGUCAGCAGGUGAUGGAGGAGGAAGAGGAGGAGACGCUAACCUACGACGAGGCCACGAAGGCAGACAGCGAGAGGUGGCUGCAGGACACCCGGCAUUGCUGCUCGACCGGGGACUUCAGCGAGAUCCCCAUCAUCUCCUCGCCGGAGCUGAAGGAGUCGGACCUGGAGGUGGAGGAGUACUCCUCACUCUGCGAGCUGGCUGGCUCGGAGCAGAAGUCGGUGCUGUACGAUGCCUCGCCGCCCAAGCCCCCAGAGAUGCCCACCGUGCUGUCCUCCAGCGAGGUGCCCGUGUCCGCCGAGGAGACCGUCAGCACGGUGGAGAAGGAAAGCUCGGCUCCCACCGCGCGCCUCUCCGGCCAGUCCGUCAUCCUGCUGGGCCCUGCCGUGGGCACGGAGACCAAGGUGAAGAGCUGGUUCAAGUCCUCCCUGCCCCACAUCCAGCCCCAGGAGGAGACCGGCGGAGGGGAGACGUCCCACCCGGAGGUGGCUGAUGCUGAAUCUGCCCCAUUGGUCACGGUGAAGCAGCAGCUCGCUCCCGAAAACGCGCUGGGGAAGACAGAGCCCGUCUCACGGGGCAAGAGCCUCCGCAACAAGAGGGUCCACUGCCGGCUGCCAGAGGGGGACGGCGCCGGUAGCGCCGUGCCGAGCCCCUUCGAUGACCUGCCGGCAGCCGGCGGUGUGGCCAGCGCCUGCCUUGGGCCAGACGGCCAGGCGGAGAUACCGAGCAAGAACGGUCACAGCCAAACGCCUCGGUUUCCAGCCGAGGGUCUGCCGGCACGCAUGUGCACCCGCUCCUUCACCGCCCUCGCCGAGCCCCGCACCCCGGCCCCGCUGGAGGGGCUGAAGGCCCCUGUGCACCAGGAGAAGCUAGGGAAGAAGCCCGCCUGUGGCGUUAAGCAGCGGGUGGCUUUCAAAGCCCGGAAGCGCAGCAGCCGGCCGACCCCCAAGGUGGUCCAAAACACUGGCGAUACCACCCUCCUGGUGCCCGGCUUGGUGACGGCAGAGGAGGCGGCGGGGCCGACACCGCUGGAGGGGAACACGGUAGAGGCAGGGGAGAGGGACCAGCGGUCGAUGAUCUUACGCUCCCGGACGAAGACGCAAGAGGUUUUCUACACCAAGAGGCGGCGGGGCAAGCGGCGGGCGGCCGACGUCCGGCUGAAGAACUGCAAGGCGCCCAAGAAGCUCAUCUCCAACAACCACCUCCCACCUGCCUUCAAGCUGGUGGCCCCGGGCAGCCCCCACAAGGAGGGCAAGGUGGGCGCCCGGAUGAAGCUGCCUAAAACAGGGCCGGGUGUGGGGGGCAAGAUGUCCGAGCGGCCCCUGCACUCGCUGAAGAGGAAGUCCACCUUCAUCUCCCCUAUCCCCGCCAAGAAGAGGAACCUGGUCCUGCGGAGCAACAGCGGCGGCGUGAAGGAGGAAAAGCCAGAGCCCCCCCCCAGCCCCCUCAAAAAGAAGCGAGGGAAGUGCUCGAGCUGCCAGCAAGCGGGAGCCACCGUGGGCUGCUGCCAGAAGGGGUGUCCCCACACCUACCACUACGCGUGUGCCGUUGACACAGGUUGCUUAUUAACCGAAGAGAGCUUCUCUCUGAAAUGUCCCAAACAUAAGCCCCUGCGCCGGGUGGCCGGGUCCCCACCGGGGUGA